Messenger RNA from Hevea brasiliensis (rubber tree), 1692 nucleotides. RefSeq lists its product as uncharacterized. The transcript has 5 exons. The coding region runs from base 328 to 1071 and encodes 247 amino acids. Lineage: Eukaryota; Viridiplantae; Streptophyta; Magnoliopsida; Malpighiales; Euphorbiaceae. The record is from RefSeq and is a predicted model, not a curated record.
AUCCACCUUUAAAUUAUUUUAAAUUGAGGCUCCAAUUGAAACCAACAAUUUAGUAACUAUCUUUCAAAUUGUUCUGUAACGAUUUGAUUAUGGUUCGAAACCCGUAACCAAUGCUUCUCACCCCUAGUUGAAAAUCUUUAGCAAAGUUGAUAAACAUGAUCUUUCUUCAACUUCCAAGCUCUCUGUACAGGCCACUCGUAGUCGUAGCCAAUCCCAAUCUCUCACACACAACCAGACUUUGUAAAUUAGAAUUUGGUGAACGAAACUUGCCAAUUUCAAGCUUAUAUUUCUCUAUUUCCUCGUAAUUUCUCACGAAAAAGGAGAACGAUGACAUGCUGUGCGGCGUUUGGAAACCGGAUAACCAUAUACAAUCCUCUCCCAGAGAUUAAAUUAUUCAGGAUUAGGAGUACUAGCAGUGUUAGAUUGAACAAGUAUUAUGGAGGUUACAGUUUCCCCAAGCAAAUUUUUUGUUCCAACGUUUUCCCACCUCAAAACAACUAUUUGGAGCAGAAGAAACUUGGGGUUCACUAUGACAGUCUCAGAAUCUUGGAAUGGGAUAAGCUCUGCGAUUUGGUCUCCUCCUUCGCCGGCACUUCCUUGGGUCGGGAAACCUCCAAGCUGCAAUUAUGGUCCUUGAAUAAGAGCUAUAAGGAAAGUUUGAUGCUUUUGCAAGAAACAAAUGCGGCUGUGGAAAUGCACAAGCACGGUGCUUGCCGCUUGGACUUCACUGGCAUCGAUCUUCUUCUGGUGAAAUCAGCUAUUGGACAUGCUUGGAGGGGUUUACCACUUGGUGCAAAUGAAGCAAUGGCUGUUAAAGCUAUGUUAGAGCUUGCUGAUUGUUUGCGGCUUAAUCUUGAAGCUGCAAUCAAGGAAGACGCUGAUUGGUACAAUCGCUUUAUGCCUCUUUCCCAAAUGAUAAUGGAACUGGUUAUAAAUCGAUCAUUAGUUAGGAUGAUACAGCAAGUUAUAGAUGAAGAUGGAUCUGUCAAAGACUCUGCUAGUCCUGCCCUCAGAAGAUCACGUGAUCAAGUACGGAUACUUGAAAAAAAGGUAAAAUCUGCUUUUACCUGAAGUCAAACUGAUAUUGGGAAUUUCCAGAAGUUUUAUGUAAAAACUUCAAGUUUGGCAUCAAUUUAUAAUUCAAAAGGGAUACUAGUGAAAAUCUUAACAGGAAAAUUGUGGCCAACAACAUAUUGACAAUAUAAUACAUUUUCUAAAGACUCCUAUAGCACCCUGGUGCCUUUCUUAUCAAGAUGCGAUUCCAUUACAAUUUAUCUCAUGGAUAUGGAUUGAACAUUCACCCUAUCUCUCACCUUUUUUUUAGAAAAAAAAAAUUUAUUUUUGUUUAAGAUUUUUUGUUUAAAGUAGGGGCUAUAUUUUGUUGUGGAACCUUAGAUGUUGUAUGAAGACAUUCAAAGGGAUGUAAAAGUCCUUCGCAGUGCUUGCAAAAUUCACUUGAGGAUGAAUGUCCCUUCUCUGUUGUAUGUUAGCCUUUGCUUGGGCCUAAAACUAGGGCCGACUGGCCUUUGCAUAUUAGUCCCAUUGGCUGCAUUUGGUAUGCAAGAUGGGAGAAGACAGGACAAAUCCUUCUUGUCUUGCAUGUGAUGCACACUCGAGACAAGCAACAACAAUAAGAAUAGCUAAGCCUUAAUCCCAAACUAGUUGGGGGUUGACUACAUGGAUUAUUUUUCA